Messenger RNA from Photinus pyralis (common eastern firefly), 1124 nucleotides. Its product is annotated as phospholipid scramblase 2-like. The record is from RefSeq and is a predicted model, not a curated record. Gene Ontology annotation, cellular component: plasma membrane. The coding region runs from base 401 to 1036 and encodes 211 amino acids. Gene Ontology annotation, molecular function: phospholipid scramblase activity. NCBI's taxonomy places the organism in Eukaryota, Metazoa, Arthropoda, Insecta, Coleoptera, Lampyridae. Gene Ontology annotation, biological process: plasma membrane phospholipid scrambling. The transcript has 2 exons.
UAUAUGUAUCUCAGCACGCAACCUAUUUCACCCAGUUUUGUCCGAUCCGACGAACCACCUUACCUUUGGGUCGUGAACUAACGAAAAUGCCCUACCCUCAUUUUUUGCAUAAAUUUAUUGAACACGAUCCAAAAAUACGUAGUGGUAGGCGGGAAUACCCAGCUAUUUUUAUUUGCCUCGAACGCGCGUUCACUUUCCGCGAUUGAGAAAGUUACAAUAAAGUAAUUAAAUCGAACAGAAAUGCAAUCGCGCUUGUGCUAUGGUUUGAGAUAAUUUUGUUUAUCGUAAUUAUUGUGGCUAUCAACAUACAAUUUCCGCUUCCCACAUCGAUAGACAUUUUUAAUUUCUGUGCGAUCAUUGUUACUGGACCAUAUCCGUCAGCAGUAUCACAGGUGAAAAGAUGGCGGAAGAAAUUCCUCUGCCAGUAAUCGACUUUCAACCGCAGAACGGGUGCAUCGCUAAGCACGCGGGCUUGGACGAUUUCAAAACCGUCGACGAAUUACGACUUUAUCCCCAAAGAUCGACCGAUUACAAAUAUCUCGUGACAAACAAGCAAAACGACAACAUGUAUAAAGUCCAAAUCGACUCGGAAGCGAGCCACUGUCAACCCCAGAGGCCUUACACCAUACAAUUACUCGACAAUUCCGACGCCCCAAUUAUGAAAAUCACCCAUUCGAUCGGAUGCGAAUCGUGCUUUUGCUGUGCACUCCCCCAGAAGGUCGACAUGUUUACACCGCCCGAUACACCCGUGGGUAGCUUGGAGCAAGAGUGGAACUUGCUAUAUCCAACUUUCGCGGUGAAGAAUGAGAAUAAGGAGAUAAUGCUCCGAAUAGAAGGACCAUGUUCGCGGCUUACAUGUUGCUCGGAUCCAGACUUCAAAAUCAUAACACCGGACGGCGAGAAGGAGAUCGGGCAGAUAUCACGAGAACACUACUUGUACUCAAAAAUAACGUUCGCGGAGACUUUGGAUGCGAAGACGAAGGCUCUGCUGCUUGGAUCGUGUCUUGUGGUUAAUUUAACUUAUUGGAACGUGUAGCAGGGGCGUUUUUGUGUAUCAGUUUCAUAUAAAAUAUAUUCAUAACCAAAUCCCAUUCGGUAUCGAUAACAAUAAAGUUCCGAAAUAA